CGCAUGUCAGCAAAGAGGAACUGAUUAUUUGAGUAAACGUUUCUGUGGAGCACUGAACCGGAAAGCCUCCGUGACAUUUAGCACGUAUUAGCCGAAUAUAAGUGAUUUAGUAAAUAAUUCUCUAAAGACAAUUGCUGUAGUGCAGGCGGAGGCGGACACCACGCCCUCUGUUUCUCUCUCUGUGUGUAUGUUACGUAAGCCUUUACGCACACGGACACAUUUGAGCAGCAAACUUCAGUGCGCUCGGUUGUUAGUCGCUGUGUUUGCACCUGAGCGUUACAUCUAUCAACCUCGUACACUACACCUCUAAGGUUUGCCAAGAUGGUGGUGCUCUCCAAAGAGUAUGGCUAUGUGGUGUUGACUGGCGUUGCCAGCAUUAUCAUGGUUGGACAUCUGGCCAUUAAAGUUGGCAAAGCCCGCAAGAAGUACAACAUAGAGUAUCCUCAAAUGUACAGUGACGACCCAGAGACUGGAAACAUUUUCAACUGCAUCCAGCGUGCACACCAGAACACCCUGGAGAUCUACCCCGCCUUUCUUUUCUGCCUGACAGUUGGCGGCCUGCAUUGUCCUCGCGCUGCCAGUGGUCUUGGACUUGUAUGGAUCAUAGGCAGAUUGGUGUAUGCACAUGGCUACUCUACAGGAGAUCCUAAAAAAAGAAUGCGGGGAGCGUUCGGGAACGUGGCUCUGCUCGGGCUGAUGUUGACCACCGCCUCCUUCGGCCGCAGCCUGCUGGGCUGGACGGGGCCACGGAUGGGCCCCUGGCGUAAUGCACACACAUGUUGCUAGUCUUCAGGAUGGGCUCACUCAGUCAUUCACCUUUUAUAAUCAAAGCAGCUCUAUAUAACCCCUAUGCAUUGCACCAGGUUUGCUAACCUCAGACCAAGGUGAAGUUCAUGUUGUCAGGUGACCUGACCGGUUCUUCAGGUAGGAAAUUCCUCAUUUAGUCUAACGGACGGGGUGUAGAAACUGGUCGGCACUCCCACAACGUGCAAGAUAUGUCGGUUUGUCUUGAUAGCUACUUCACCUGCGCCCUGGUUUAGACAUGCUUUGUUAUCUGGCCUCAUAACAUGAAUUAUAUUUUACAUAUUUAGCAACUGACAAAUGAACAUGCUGUAAUAAAACAGGGACACUUCAGAGGGAAUUUGACUUUACAUGUUUGAUGGACUUUGUUCUAGAAUAGCAUUAUAUCAUGUUGCUGAAAAUGUCUGAUUUUGCACAUUAAGGAAUAACUGAAAGUUUGUCAAAAAUAUUGCUGUUGUUCAGUUAAAAAAACUCUAAUCAUAAUUUUCUUUUUAUAUAGAUGUUUUUCAUACUGAAAACAUGGUAUUGACUGGUCAUGCUGAUGACAUUAAAUAUUACACAUUGGUUAUAAAUUA
Molecule: messenger RNA, 1376 nt
Organism: Centropristis striata (black sea bass)
Lineage: Eukaryota; Metazoa; Chordata; Actinopteri; Perciformes; Serranidae
Gene: mgst3a
Product: microsomal glutathione S-transferase 3a
Exons: 6
Coding region: 322-786 (154 amino acids)
Cellular component (GO): endoplasmic reticulum; nuclear envelope; membrane
Molecular function (GO): glutathione transferase activity; glutathione peroxidase activity
Source: RefSeq, a predicted model, not a curated record